Molecule: messenger RNA, 1203 nt
Organism: Blastocystis hominis
Lineage: Eukaryota; Bigyra; Opalinata; Blastocystidae
Exons: 5
Coding region: 1-1203 (400 amino acids)
Biological process (GO): mRNA 3'-end processing by stem-loop binding and cleavage
Cellular component (GO): mRNA cleavage and polyadenylation specificity factor complex
Molecular function (GO): RNA binding
Source: RefSeq, a predicted model, not a curated record
AUGCCCUCUACGUUUAAAUUUACGCCACUCUAUGGAGCGGAAAAUGAUGGGCCUGUAUGUUCCAUACUGCAAAUCGAUUCCAUCCAUAUCAUGUUAGACUGUGGGUGGGACGAGCGGCUCGAAACGGAUAUGUUAUCUCCUAUCAAAGACUACAUUCCUUUACUCAAUGCCGUUCUUAUCUCACACGCCGACUUUCUUCACUUAGGUGCAUUGCCUUAUGUAUAUUCCAGAUGGGAUUGUAAUGUCCCUAUUUUUAUCAACAAAGACGCGUUUCUACUCGCUCGAUUUUGUAUGGAAGAUGUAAUGGAAAACCGACUGCUUGGCGAAGAAGACUGCAUUUUCGGCAAAGAUGAUAUAAGCAAAGUGUGUGAAUGCUUUCGAACCGUGGUGUACAACCAACAGGAACGCAUUAUGUCGGAGACAGGAGAUGUAGUGUACAUCAACGCUCGAGAAGCAGGCCACAUGAUCGGUGGUUCGAUUUGGGAUAUCAUAACCGAAACGGACCAUCUCGUCUACUCCAUGAACAUCAAUCCCCAGCCAGACAACCAUCUCCGCGGAGCGAGUAGCGAUGUGUCCGGAAAUAUCUCCCUGCUCAUCACAGACGCCUGUGAGCACAUGACAGAGAAGAGUCGCUACAACUCUCAGCUCGAGAAGGCGAAAUUCGGUCACUUCAGCUAUUUGAUCACAGACACACUGCGCGAUAAACACGGAAGCGUGCUGAUUCCUGUGGAUUCGGUGGGCCGUUGUCUGGAAGUGAUCCUUCUGCUCGAGCGUGUGUGGAAGGAGAGCAACCUGGAGAACUACAAAGUGCUGUUUCUGAGCUCUCGGAGUUCGCAGACGGUCAACUACAUUCAGGGCAUCGCUUCCAAUCUAAACGAGCGAAUCCUCCAGCAGAGCGCCGAAGCAGAGCGCAAAGCCUUCGAUCUCCAAUUCGUCACGUGCGUCUCGAUCGUAGAGAACGUGCUGGAAAGCCAGGCUUCGAAAGUCGUCAUAGCCACGCUCCCUGGACUCGAAACUUCCUUCGCGCAGACGCUUCUCAAAAAAUGGUGCACACGCUCCGAGAAUUUGCUGCUGUUCGUGUGCUCGCCGCCCCCCGACACGCUGGGUUAUCGCAUUCUGAACAGUCCCGAGGAGAGCACGUUCGAGUUUAUCGUGAGAGAGAAGCGCGGAAUCGAUCGUAGAACCGACAGCGAAUCCCGCUGA